AUUAAAAUUAAUAAAAAAUCCGUAAAAUUUGAUGUUACUGUUUUAACGUAAGACCCAGGUAUUGAAAACAAGCUAAAGUUGUUUGUGAAUUUAGCCGUAUUUAAAAAAAAGCUUGUAUAUUCGCAACAAAUUGGAAAAAUGUUUUUUCAUUCAACAAUUCGCAUUCGGAUUUCUUUGAGUUCGCGUAUUAACAAAAUUCAUACUGUUGUUUAUCAUCAUUUCUCGUUGCUACAAUCUGGCAACACCGUCCAUUGGCCAGCACGAAAAUGCGCAACUCGGUUUCUAUUUCUAUCUUUCGCAUUUCCAACGUCUUUGUGAUCGGUUUGUUGUUGGGUCGCGGAUGCCUAAUCGUCGUUAGCUGAAUGGAGCGGGUUUUGUCAAUUGCCCGAUAAACCGUCACUUGUGCCGAGUGUCCGCUCAAACAAAAGUCCUUUGCUUGAAGUUGUGUAACGAAAACAGAGGUUUCGGUGCGUAAAACUGCGCCAGAGGCAGAGUGCUGAAAAAUAAAAACAACCUGACUACCGAGCGCUUUUAAUUACACACGUGAAUUAAAACAACAAGAGAACACAUACUAAGUACGUAACGCAGAAAUCGAAGAAAAACUCCGAAAACAACAACAACACAGUAGUCCUGUAACUAACACCGACAUGCGUGACGUAAUUUGUGUAUUUAUUCUAAAACGAAAUUCGAGGAAAAUGUUUAAGUAAAUAAAUAAUUGAUAAAAGCACCCGAAAAUGUAAACGGGAAGUGCGCUUUAAAGCACAAAUAAGUAAAAUAAAAUAAUAACGAAUAACAAACGCUUUCGAUUGUGUGUAUGUAAAGUGAAUUAAAUGAUAAAUAUAAAUACAUACAAGAUCGAGAAAUUCAUCAAACUUGAAGAGUGACAAACUUUAAAACGACAGCAGCAACUUAAAACGCUUAGCAACAAUGUUGCACAAUAAUCGCGACAAUGAAGAGUUAAAAACAUCAACAUCUACAACAACAACUACAACAAUAGAAGGCAAUGGAACAGAGCCAACAAAUAGAACGCACUUUGCGACAUCAUCUGCUGCAGCAUCGACAGCAGAAACAUCAGCUGGUGAAGAGGAAAUAAAUGCAACAGCUGAGGGUCAACUGCCGCCGACGACAACAGCUGCGGCAUACCGAACGGAAUUAGGAGAAACAGCUGAUGCGCUUGCUGCGUCGAAUGCUGCUACUGCUGCAGAAUCGCCGGCAUUCGAUGUUCAGAUGCGAACGCAGCAACGACAGAAGAUCAAGAUAUACCACGAUGCCAAGCAGACGGCGGUAUGGCGCACCGAUUCGCUGGCCUCUAAUCCCAGCUCGACCAUGUGUCCGGAUUUCGCGAAGUCUGGAGCGGGAGAAGGCACUCCACCCAUGGGCCUGCCCCCGCGGGGCAUCAUCUUGUCCACAGCACCUAGUCUUCUGCAACGUAAAUCCUCUGACAGCUCGCUCACCUCGUCUAUCGCCCGACGCGUUUCCUUUCCGGAUAACGAGCUGGUCACCGGUUACCUGGAACCCGCCAAUCCCUGGAAACAAGUUCGCCUUGUAAGCAGCAUUUCCGAGAUUGUUGAUGAGUAUGAGCAGUCAUGUCAGAAGCAUCACACAAAGCCGAAGGAGAGUGUAACAGAUCACCUAAAAAGUCUUGAUCUAAGCCAGGCGCGGCAGCCGCUUCUCCCCCUUAAGGGGAAUCAACUGGCCGCCAACGACUGCGAAGCCCUCGAGGAGAUUUUUAAAAGGAUACAAUACAAAUGCAUUGACUUGUCCGACUGCACUCUGGACGAGAGCUGCUUGAUGGCCCUCUUUCAGAUGAUCGAAUACUAUGAAGCCUGUUACGAGCUGGACAUUUCCUACAACAAGGAGCAGAUGUCGAAGCGCUGCUGGGAACUGUGUGCCUAUAUGGUGGAACGCAGCCAAGCGCUGCAGCUGCUCAACGCCGAGAGCAACCAGAUCACAAAGUUGGGAGCCGACAGCCUCGGUCGGGCCCUGGGCUCCUCCAAUCUGCACACUUUAAAGCUGGAGCACUGUGGCCUCAGAGGACAGCCACUCGUCCAUCUCUUAUCAUUUGCAGGUCGAGGUCUCUACCAGAACAAAACGCUCAAGGAGCUGUGGGUGGGCUACAAUGACUUGGACUGCGUGGAUGCCCAGCAUAUAGCCGAUAUGCUGCGCUACAACCACAGCCUGGAGCUCAUCGACAUUAGCAACAACAACAUACGGAAUGAGGGAGUCAUGCACUUGGUGCAGGCACUUAUCCUUCAGUCCACAGAGCUGGAGCGACGAAUGGGAGCUCUUAAGCGAACACGUGCCAUUGAGGUAGACGAGUGCGUAUCGCCCGUGGAGACGGAGCCUGCGGCAGCACUACCUCAGUCCGCCAGCUCGGCCACCAGCGUCGAUAGUGAGUUGUCUUCACACGUUACCUCGAUUCCUGAGACUCCGUUGGAGGAGGCAGUCUCUACCGAUCCAGCGGUAGGCAUACUAGUUGACGUGGAUAAUGACAAUGACGACGAAAACACCGAGGACACUGUGCGCACUGUGAGAAACUGCAGCCAAAUCGGCGGGCAGUCCAUGCUGGACAAGCUGCUCUCCAUGAACAGCGACAGCAGCAGCGAGGAGGCGCCCUCCAACAUAUCCACCGACACCCUGGCCGCCGUCUGCUCCGAGGACAUCAGCGAGAUCAGUAACGACAUUUUUGAAGCCUCUACCGCCAAGCAGCCGCCAGCAGGAGACGAAGUCGAUCCGGCCAUGAUCUCAAGCAGCCCAACGGAGUCCGAAUCUGUGGCUCCUGUUUCUGCGCCUGAGGAGGAGCGCCUGUCUCCGGCGCAACAACAGCAAAGUUCCCAAAACGAACGCAACUUAUGUGAUAUUACUCCCUCAACAGAGGCUAAACCCGUUGAACCCAAUGAGUCCUGUGUACAGAACAACAUCAUCAACAACAACAAUAACAACAAUGCUAACAAUUCCCAAAACAAUACCAACAAUAACAAUACAAUCCAAUUGUCGGCGGGAGCAGGAGCUACAGCAACCAUAGCAGUAGUAGCGCCGCCACUGGAAGUCGAAACCAGUCCCAGUGGAUCGGCACCAGCGGCUAUUUUCGAGGUAACCCCUGAGGAGAGCGACUGUAUCAAUGGCAGUGGAGCGGGGGCCGGUGGCUCGCGGCCGCUGGACGUUAACAAAAACGCCAAAGUGGCAGACGACUUCGAGGACACGCACAGUACGGACUCGGCGUUUGAAAGCGCCUCCGAAGGCGACAUAAGUCGCCAUCUGCCCGAAGAGUUUAGCAGGCUUUCCGUUUCGCUGGAGAGCACGCGGCUCGAUGACAUGGCCAAGGAGAUGUGUGGCAUCGAGACGGCCACCAUUGCUACAGAGUCCACCGAAUGUCUGCUUGCCGCCCAGGAGGCAGCCACACCUACUCCUGCUCCGGUAGCCGGAGCAUUGGACAAACUAGAUGAUCCAUUCCCGCCGCCGAAGGUUACCAUCGCCGAGGAGUGCCUGCAGUCGAACAGAGAACUGAGCCAAGACCCCUUCCAGUGUCCCAGUCCGGCGCCCACGCCUCCACCGCCGUCCACGUCGCCGGGUGGAGCUAGCAUUGGGCUCAGGCGAACCGAGUCGAGCUGUGCCUACCUGAAUCAGUCUACGCGCAACCGAUCCCAGAGCUCCGACAGCCUGUGCAGCGAGACAUCGCUGGACGGCGGUAUGAGCAGUGGAGCCAGCAAUAACAGCGUCAGCUCUACUGCCACCGCCGAUCCCAAGUUUGCCGAAAAGCUGACCAAGAACGACACGCUUUCGCGUCGCCAGCUGGCUGAGGCCACACUGGAGGCCAAUCGCUCGCCCAGCGGUCUGAAGGCCCUCACUUUGUGGAACAAUAAUCUGACCAAGGACUGCGCCCCUGCUGUGGCCGAGCUGCUGGAGAAAACCAUUUCCCUGGAACUGCUUAACAUUGGCAAGAAUUGUCUGUCCAAUGAGUUUGUUUCGACCAUUAAGGACAGUCUGACGAAAAACACAACUCUGACCACGUUGGGGCUACAGAGCGCCCAUCUGAGCGCCAAGGGUUUCGAAACGCUGGCUUCCAUCCUCACGUUUGGCGGCAACAGCAAGCUUCAGCGUAUCGACAUUCGAGACAAUAAACUAGAGGUGGAAAGUCUGAACAUAAUCGCCGAAGUGCUCAAGUCGAAUAAAACGCUCACCCAAAUCGACAUCAACGAUGAACCCAAGCGCCUGACGUUGCCCAUAGUGCCGAUAGUAAAUGUUAUACCGCCAUCGCCAUUGCCCCAGGAGAGCAUUGGCAGCGAUGCCCACUUGGAUUACACGAGGGUGCUGGGCACCGUGCGUUCCCUGUGCUCGCGAAACGAGAAGCGGCAGGUCCAGGAGCUGGCGGAGAAGGCGGCUAACGUGGUCGGCGGCAACAGCAGUCUUGGCGGUGGCCUUCCGGGCCUGCGGUGUCGCGGCGGUUACUACUUGGGCUCGCGGAAGAUAUCGCUGACCUGCCACAGUCGCCCCUUCGUGGACGCGGCCACUGGCACGGUGACAGGGACGACGACCGCGACCGCUGCAGCAACCGCCCUGCCCACACCGGCCGCCCUGCUGGAGGUGAAGCGGAAGAGCGGUCCCCGUCUGCGCUCGCCGGGACCCAGUCCACCCACCAUAUCGCCGUCGUCCUCGCCGAACCGUAGCCGCUUUCAAGUGUCGCGCGUGACGGAAGUGGCCAGUCCAUUGAUCUCGCCGCUGGCCCAGCAUCCGCCCCCACACACGCCGCGUUCGGCCAGCAGUUGCAUGUCCAUACCCACCAUCGGAUCGCCCAGUGGCAGUCAGAGUAGCCUCAAUGCCGUUGGAGCUCUGCCCACCUCCAGCUCGCUGCCGGCGAUGGCUUCUGUCACUUCGUCGACUCAGACUGUCAAGCGGCUGUCGGUGUCGCCGAGAUCCCGCUUCCAGGUGUCUCGCAUCUACGAGGAUCCCCAGGUGCCAAUGGCCAAACGCCAGUUGCCGCCGAUCACGCCGCACACGCCACCCAUCGACCUGCCACCCACGCCCAUGCUUAAAUCGGCACGAAAGGCAGUCAUGCUGUCUCAGGCAGUGGAAGCAGCAGUAGCUGCGGCGGUGCCAGUGAGCAGUGUGGUAAUUGUAGAGGCCUGUGAUGAUAGCGCCGACGCACACAAUAGUACAAAAGUCGAAGAGGCUGCCGUGCAAAAGCUUACGCCGCACUUGACCAUCUCGCCCACCUCAAGUCAUUCUAGCUCAACGUCGCCCGGAUGCAGCAGCAGCAGCAGCAGCAGUAGCAGCAGCAGCGGGAGCAGUAGCAAUAGCAACAGAAGUACCACCACCGAUGCUACAGACUCUGUAGCUUCAGGCCCAGAAACUGCACCCAGGACCUGUCCCCUGGCCGUGUUCGGGGAUAAUGAUAUCACAUUGACCAAGGAAUCGGCCGGUGUGGUUGCACUCUCUGCUGCUGCUGCGGCGAGCCACAUGAAUCCGGUGCUGGAAACUGAAGCAGAACCGGUGCCGCUUGCCGAGCCAGUCAGCAAUGCCCCACAAACGCGUGCCCGAAAGACUUCGUGGAUAGCGAAUCCGUCGGCGGUGGACAAGCUGCUAACAUUGUUUAACUCGGGCACCAUUUUCCAGCGCAGCUCCUCGCCGGAACCCAAAGCGAGUCAGUUGAGCACAGUGCCCGCCGCCAACCAGAUCACAAACAGCACUCAGAACGCCAUAGCAGCAAGCGUGGGAGGAGCAAGCGGAGGCGACUGCAGUACCACCACCUAUAAUCCUAUUCUUUCGGUCGCACGGAAAACUUCGCCUGCAUCGUGGACAUCGCUGACCGGUAGCAACAUCUCCAACUCCAGCCAAAAUAUGUCCUCCCACACGGAUACGGGCAGCUCAUCGUUCCUCGACACAGCAUCUAGACAGCUAAGGGAUUUUAGCAAGCAAGUCUUUCGCCAGAAUAUCUCCUUCAACAACAGUGGCGAACAAGCGGCCUCGGGUGCUGCUGCUCAGCAUGAGUUAAGUGCGGGGACGUCGGCUUCGAGCAGCACGGAGUCGCCAUCGCCGCCGGAGGGCAAUGCGGCCCACAUGCCGCUCAGUCUGAAGCGUCAGUUGAAGGAAAACAUUUCGCCGGAGCACACGAUCAACGAGGAGACUCUUCACACGCUGCAGAAACUGUCGAGGGCCGAGGAUGUGGCGUUAAAGGCGGAGGCAGCUACAGAACUGGGCGACAUCGAGAUUGUAAUGCACAGUGAGGUAGCCGACUGCCACCUGGCAGAAAACACACAGCCAGAGCAGGAAGAAGCAUGUUCGAGUGUCGUUUAAUAGAUGCUACAACCAAAUACAACUAGAUAGUGCGCAAAUUGAUAUAAAUAAAGGCAGGGAACGGAAAACACACAGUUCACCCGACAACAAAUCAACACCCACCCAGCAUUCCCAUGGCUCUCCUUUGAUACUGUACCCCACCCGCCAUGAAUAAAUGGUAAUGAAGUCAGAGAUUGUGGAUGAUAAUGGAAGUUUGGGUUUACCCCUAACCCAAAAAACAAAUAUUAUGAAGUACACAAGUUAUGUCUAACUUUGUUUUAAUUUUGGUUAAAUUCUUUUUAAGUUUUUUAACAAAAGAAAAUAUAAAUAUAUUUUAAUUAUAAAUAUGGCAUAAGAAAUGCGAACUAUAGUGCUCAAUAUUCACUUCAAGAAGAACGCUACCAGAAUACAAAAUCAGCAAACAUCUAGAUUUUGUAUUUUGUUGAAAGUUUUUUUUUCAUUUUUUUUGAAGUGAAUACUGACACCAAAAUGGAUAAACUAUAAUGAAUGUAAAAUAUUAAAACAACAUUUCAAAUGUACACACAUGUGAAAACACUAUUUGGCUUAGUGUGUCCAUUAAUGGCUGGCUUUUAAAAAUGUUGCAAUAAGGAGCGAAAGUCGUAUAGAGUUUAGAUGCAAACCUUGUACUUACCAAUCCAAAUGAUAACAGAAAAGUUAACAACAACUAGAAUCAUAACCCACAAAGCCACUGGAAACACAUUGUUAUACGUACUUAAGUUAAUUUUGUUCUAUUCGAAGAGAACGAAUAAUUAAACGUAAUAAGGGAAAUUGUCCCGCAAUAGGAUUAAUUUUUAAUUGAGUGCAAUUCUUAAUUUUGGUUCGUUCCUUCUCUACCUUCUCCAACUCGCAAGCAACUCAAACAGAAUGCAAACUGGGUUUGUUCUGCCCAAGUAUUAUAAGUUGAAAACAAAUUUCAAAACAAAUACAUACUUAAAUUAGGUACUUAAUCAAUCGGUACUUAUUAGUCGGUUGCCAGUAAUUAUGUAAUUAGCCAGCCCACCAGUCAAGUCCAAACCAGUAGACCAUCUUAAGUUCAAUGUCACUGUGCAAUUAAUCGUAUAUUCUUAUUACACACCGCAAAACCCAACAACGGAAAUGAAGCGCAAACGAAAACAAAAAGUACCCAAAAUAAUCCAAUUGAUCUCAUUAUGUGAUAUUUGUCGUAGUGCCCAAAGCGUUCACUGUACGUGUAUCUAUAACCAAAUCAUGUGAGUUAAGUACAGGGUGUACAUACGGCACACUCUAAGCUCUAAGUGAACUUACUCAAGCCCAUCCCCCUCAAAACCAAUAAUAAAGAGAUAUUCCGAGAACAGCUUUAGUUAGAGUUGACAGAGGAAAAAUAUGUGAACUUUGCAACCUUUUAAAAUGCCAGCCAUUAAUGUGCCUACACAAAUGUUAUAGAUAAAAUUAAUGAACACAACAAAAACACCCAUAAAUAUACAUACAUACAUAUAUAUAAUAACAUGUGAACAUAUUUUGAUUCAUGGAAGAUCUUGUAAAUACCGCGUGUGUACUCUCUAUUAGGAAAUGGGAAGUCUCUAGACAAAGCUACCCCGAACUCUGCGUUUUUUUUGCUCUUUGUUAACAAUUUUUGUUUUUGUUUACCAUUUUAUUGUUCAAAACUAUAAAUGUAACUAUGGAUAUAUGUAUAUCUCUACAUUAUGUACGUAUUUAAGUAGUGAAAAGCAAACCAAUUUUUCAAAUAUUUUCCAAAAUUGAUCAUUUUGAGUUAUAUGAAAUUACUUAACAAAUGUAUCGUACUUAAUUUACCAAGAGUAAAAGAUAUUGCUGGUGCUUAUCAAUUGCUAAGAGUUUGCCUUAUAGCUAGAUCAUUAUUUUUGGCAAGUCAAAAUUAAUUUGUUUCGAUUUUAUGAUGCUAAAUUUGUUUUUUGUCAAUAGCUAUGAUUUUGUUUUUACAUUGGCAAGUUUAUUAUCUAUUUAGUUUAAGUUUAAAAUUAGAAAAGAAAAAACACUAAACCGAAAAAUUUAUUGAAUAAAAAUGAAAGUUGUAAUGAAA
Messenger RNA from Drosophila elegans, 8311 nucleotides. Its product is annotated as serine-rich adhesin for platelets. The coding region runs from base 928 to 6294 and encodes 1788 amino acids. The transcript has 9 exons. Lineage: Eukaryota; Metazoa; Arthropoda; Insecta; Diptera; Drosophilidae. The record is from RefSeq and is a predicted model, not a curated record.